AUGGUUUCGUGGAAUUUGCUGUCCAUUGCGCUUGCAAUUGGCGUCGUCUCAGUUCAAGCCGCACCAUUGGAAACUCGCUCAAUCAGCCAAGACCUCUUCAACAAAUUUAACCUGUUUGAGCAAUACGCCGCCGCGGCGUACUGUGCCAACAACAACAACUCUCCCGGCAACAAAGUCACUUGUCCGCCGGGCAACUGUCCCCUCGUAGAGGCAUCCAAUACCGUUACCUCUCUUGAGUUUCAAAACUCCCUCCUAACAGACGUAACCGGCUUCGUCGCCAUCGACUCCACGCACUCCCUCAUCGUCGUCUCCUUCCGCGGGUCCAACUCCAUCCGGAACUUCCUCGCGGACGCCGACUUCCCGCUCGUCACCACCGACAUCUGCGCCGGCUGCUCCGCGGACCAAGGCUUCUGGACAUCCUGGGUCGAAGCGCGGUCUGGCGUCCUCGCGGCAGUCGAGGCCGCCGCUUCCGCACACCCGUCCUACCAAGUCGUCGUCACGGGCCAUAGCCUGGGCGGCGCGAUUGCAGACUUCGCCGCCGCCGAGCUGCGCAAAGCCGGGUACAACGCGGCACUAUACACGUUCGGCUCGCCGCGGAUCGCGCCCGCGCCGCUGAGCGACUAUAUCACGAAUAACCCCGGCGCGGGCAAUUACAGGGUAACGCACUACGACGAUCCGGUGCCCCGCCUGCCGCCGCUCCUGCUGGGCUUUGUGCAUAUCAGUCCCGAGUAUUGGAUAACCACGGGGAACGAGGUGCCCGUGACGCCCGGCGUGAUUGAGGUCUUGACGGGCGAUGUGAAUCUUAGUGGAAAUACGGGCGAGCCGCCGGGGCUGGAUCUCGAUGCGCAUAGUUGGUAUUUUGGUAAUAUUAGUGCGUGUGGAAACUUUGAGAUUUAUAGGGAGUAG
Messenger RNA from Xylona heveae TC161, 906 nucleotides. Its product is annotated as alpha/beta-hydrolase. The record is from RefSeq and is a predicted model, not a curated record. The transcript has 3 exons. Bases 1 to 906 code for a protein of 301 amino acids. NCBI's taxonomy places the organism in Eukaryota, Fungi, Ascomycota, Xylonomycetes, Xylonales, Xylonaceae. Gene Ontology annotation, biological process: lipid catabolic process.